Ipomoea nil (Japanese morning glory) is the source of this 2368-nucleotide messenger RNA. Its product is annotated as probable folate-biopterin transporter 2. Gene Ontology annotation, cellular component: membrane. NCBI's taxonomy places the organism in Eukaryota, Viridiplantae, Streptophyta, Magnoliopsida, Solanales, Convolvulaceae. The coding region runs from base 498 to 2009 and encodes 503 amino acids. The record is from RefSeq and is a predicted model, not a curated record. The transcript has 5 exons.
AGACCGACAUAAACGCAGUAGUGUAUACGGAAGUUCCUGGGCUCAGUAAAACUGAGGAUUUCCCAAAGUUGAGCAUUCAGGUUUGGCAGUUAGGUGAGACCCCCAACUACCUUUGAAUUUCUCGCCGCUGUUCGCAGAGCUCCAGAGGUGAGGAUUUGAUUGCACGAGCAAUGCUGAGUUGAAACCAGAUUUGAUAUUUAUAGUGUGUGUAUUAAUAUCCUGGUCAACCCAAGCUGAAGAAGCUCAAGAAUCAAGAUCCCCCUCCAAUCCCCAUAUCUGAGAAAGUUGACCCACUGUUCAUGUUAUCCAUCUUGCAAGCCCAAAAUCCGCCAUUUCUGAGCUGGGAUUCAGGGAUUCUUGUAAUGCCCAGUUGAAGAAGCUAAGCAGAUUUGAUCUCUGGAAGUUGAAGAUCCCCAUUUCUGAGAAAGUUGACUUCUUUGAUACAUUUUUUCACAUUCUCUAUCCGAUUUCUGAACUGGGGUUUCUCUAAUUCUUGCAUGGGGGAGGAAGAGAAGAUCCCCAUUCAAAGCAACCAAGUGGAGGAAAACGAGGGAGAUGGAGGGAAAAGGGGGUGGGGGUGGGGGUGGGGGCCAGUGUAUUGGCUGAGAAUGCUGGCCAAGGAAACGCACUGGAGCUUUGUGUUUGGGGUGGUGGUGGUGUAUGGGAUCAGCCAGGGAUUCGGCGGCGCGUUUGGGCGCGUUAGCACGGAGUACUACAUGAAGGAUGUGCAGAAGGUGCAGCCCUCUGAGUCUCAGGUGUAUACAGGGAUUACUGCCAUUCCUUGGCUUGUGAAACCGCUCUGGGGUCUCCUCACUGAUGUGGUUCCCAUUUUGGGAUAUCGCAGGAAGCCUUACUUCAUUUUUGCUGGUUCUCUUGGAAUUGUCGCUAUGCUGUUCUUAUCAUUGCACAAGAAGCUGCAUAUUGUGCUCGCACUGCUCUCCUUAACAGCCGGAAGUGCCGGGGUUGCAAUUGCUGAUGUCACUGUUGAUGCGUGUGUGGCACAGAAUAGCGGUACCCAUCCUUCCCUUGCAGCCGAUAUGCAAAGCUUAUGUGCCUUGAGUGCCUCUAUUGGUGCACUAGUCGGGUUCUCUUUAAGUGGUAUUGCUGUCCAUGUAAUCGGGCCUAAGGGGGUGUUUGGCUUGUUGGCUAUACCAUCAGGGCUCGUGUUUUUUGUUGGAAUUUUGCUCGAUGAACCUAAGACACACAAUUUCCGUUAUCAACAGGUAAGCCAGAAUUUUGUGGAUGCUGCAAAAGCAAUGUGGAGAACUUUGAAAUACCCUGCUGUUUGGCGGCCAUGUCUGUAUAUGUAUUUGUCCCUUGCAUUGAGUUUCGAUAUCUCUGAAGGAGCGUUUUACUGGAUGACAGAUGCGGAGGGAGGACCUCGUUUUUCGAAGGAGAGUAUUGGUUACAUAUCUGCUAUUGGAGCUGUUGGAUCUCUGUUGGGCGCUAUACUUUACCAGUACGGAUUAAAAGACCACCCGUUUAGAGAACUGCUCUUCUGGACUCAGUUACUAUUCGGUCUCUCGGGAAUGCUGGAUUUGGUGUUCAUACUACGCCUAAACCUGAGAUUUGGCAUACCGGAUUACUUUUUUGUGGUGAUAGAUGCCAGCAUUUCUCAAAUGAUAGGCCGGCUCAAGUGGAUGCCCCUUCUGGUACUAACCGCUAAGCUCUGCCCUCCCGGCAUCGAGGGCACAUUUUUCGCCUUGCUCAUGUCGAUCGACAAUUCUGGACUUCUUACAUCAUCGUGGGGCGGAGGCUUCUUACUCCACAUCCUAAACGUCACAAGGACGCAGUUCGGUAAACUCUGGCUAGCCGUCUUGAUAAGAAACAUACUAAGAGUCACUCCUCUUUGUCUGCUGUUCUUGGUCCCGAGAAGCGACCCCAACUCUUCCCUCCUCCCGAGUGAAGUUCUGAGCUCGAGGGAUGGCGCUCCCGAGGCUCCUGCAUCACCCCAGGACCAGAAUGUCGAGCUUGUUUCCCUCGUGGAGAACAUGGAUAACGCGAGAUAGCCCGAGGUAAAAAAAAAUUUAAAAAAAAAAAAAAAAACGCAAAUCUUUAAGUAAAAAGAAUUUGAUUCUUAUGCAGGCUGCUACUUGAACUUGAGAAGAUACAUAGAUACUAUAGAGCACAAACUUUCCUAGUCCCACACUGCUAUUCCUUGCAAAUUCAUUCAUUUUGCAUUUGAGUUUUAAAUGGUGUAAUUGAUUGGCAAGAGAGUUUGUUCCUGUUUUUACUUUCAGUUCAUUUUUGUUACUGUAAGCAAAUUAGUUUAUGCAGAGAGAGAGAGAGAGAGAGAGAGAGAGAGAGAGGCUACACAAUGAAAACCCAAGGUUAUUAUAAUACAUACUACAUACAUGGUCAUUAUUAA